AUGAUAUCGAUAUCGGGUUCUUUCAGGAGACCGGUUACUGCUUUGAACUGUAAUUUCCAGAGCAUUCGAUCGGUUAUAUAUCUUCAUAAGGGUCCAAGAAUUAAUGGUUUGAGACGAGAUCCAGAGUCGUAUUUGAGAAACCCUAGUGGAGUGCUUUUCACCGAAAUCCAGGUAAAGGAAUGCCAGGAUAAGGUCAGAUCCAUACUACAAUUACCCAAGUACGGAAUAAAUCUCUCUAACGAGCUGAUUUUGCAAUGCUUAACUCACAAAUCGUUUGCACACGGUUCCAAACCGUACAAUGAAAAACUGAGUUUGCUAGGUUCACAGUUUUUGAAACUUCAAACAUCUAUUCACUCUUUAAAAAACGAUCCGCCCACGGAAAGCCGCGAGAAUGGACCACUUUCCUUGCAGUUCAAUAAUUUGGGCACAAAAUUUGCCAAGGAAUUGACGUCCAAAAAGACAGCAUCGGCAUUCAUCAAAUCACACAAUCUGAGCCCUUUCAUAUUCUGGAAAAUGAAAGACCCAUUGAAAGACGGCCAAAUAAAUGGCGAAACCACGAUAUUUGCCAGUGUCUUAAAUGCAUUCAUUGGCGCGAUUUUAUCCACUAAUGGUUCGGAAAGGGCUUCCAAAUUCAUCGAUGGAAGUUUACUGGAUAAGGGAGAUCUCCACUCGUUGACCAACAUUGCUAAUGAGAAUGUUGCAUCUACAAAGACAACUAUACCGAUAAAGGAAAAGGAAAAUGAAGCUACCCUGUAG
Molecule: messenger RNA, 756 nt
Organism: Saccharomyces eubayanus
Lineage: Eukaryota; Fungi; Ascomycota; Saccharomycetes; Saccharomycetales; Saccharomycetaceae
Gene: MRPL15
Product: mitochondrial 54S ribosomal protein mL57
Exons: 1
Coding region: 1-756 (251 amino acids)
Biological process (GO): mitochondrial translation; RNA processing
Cellular component (GO): mitochondrial large ribosomal subunit
Molecular function (GO): structural constituent of ribosome; ribonuclease III activity
Source: RefSeq, a predicted model, not a curated record